AUGCCCAAAGUAGAAAGGAAGUAUGUUGGUAAAGACCUUCAGAUUGAUAAUACAGCUUUUGUAAGGCAAGAUUUUAGUAUAGAUCAUGAGUUUUCUGAGAAUCAAUAUAAUCAAGGUUUUUCUAUUCCAAAUCUCUUUUAUAAUCAAGAAAAAAAAGAAUGUUAUUUCACAGAUCCCAUCAAAGGCAGAAAAGAAUAUGUGAAGAAUAUAAAGCUAAAGUGUCUUGAGAAUGCUUCAGAAGAAGAAAUAGCAGAGCUAAGAUCUGAAAUCUCCAGUAUAAAAAAUCAGCUAUAUCAAGCUAAGAAGGAUGUGUAA
Molecule: messenger RNA, 315 nt
Organism: Funneliformis geosporum
Lineage: Eukaryota; Fungi; Glomeromycota; Glomeromycetes; Glomerales; Glomeraceae
Source: the annotation of a GenBank genome assembly